AUGGACAGCUCCUCAGGGUUCUCCUUUGACCCUUCUCGCAUGUCAAAAGCUGCUGCAGAACAAUACUCUUCUUCUGAUUCAGAUUCCGACGACGAGCGCCUCCUGCCUGGCCAGGAUCACGACGAUUUCGGCGAAUUUAAACCGCGAAAGAGACGACGACUCGGAGGGAACAACAAAGAGCGCGCGGCGCUCGGAAUCUUCGCCUCCGACAGUGACGAUGGCGGUCCAGCAUCCAAGUGGAAGCGAAAGACGCUGCGAAAUAAGGCCAUGAGCUUUGUCACAACCGCCACGGCUGAGUCAAAUGCGGCAACAAACGAUAACGACCCCGAGGAUUCUCGACCGGUGCUGCGCGAUACAAUGCAAGAUGAAGACGCAAGUGAGGAAGAAGAAGAGCAGGAGGCGCUUACUGGAGUCGGCCUUGGAUUCAACCAGCACAGAAUGCAGGGCAAAGCUUUUGAAGAAGACCAAGAUGAAGAAGACGAGGCGGAGGAACAAGCCGGCCGGCCGAGUUUCGCGACGAAUUUUCGCGGCGGCGGGGUCCUGGGCGUUGGUUUCGUUCCGUCAUCUGCGGCCGAGCCUGUGCUGAAGGAACCACAAGGCAAAUCCAGUCAGCCAAAGCCAGAACACAAGCCACAGCCAAGUGCUUUUGGACCAAAGGGCAAGGGUAAAAUCAAUGCCAAAUCAUUCGGUGCGCGCAUGAUGGCAAAGAUGGGCUAUGUUGAGGGCAAAGGUCUUGGUAAGGAAGGGCAGGGACGAAAUGUCAUUAUAGAGGCAAAUCUUCGACCGCAGGGCGUCGGCCUGGGGGCUGUGCAGGAGAAAUCGGCGCAGGAAAAGAAAGAAGAGAAACGUCAAGCUGAACUGCGUGGAGAGACAUUCAUUGACUCGGACGAAGAGGAAAAGAAGCGGAAAGCCAGAGCCAAAGCGCGGAGAAAGGGCCUCACAACAGCGACCAGCAGUGGCGGCAGCACUCCUAGACGACAAAAGACGAAGUAUCUUACCGCUGACCAGAUUCGUACUGCAGCACCGGGAAUGCACAUUCCUGACGUGUUUACGCCGAUUCUCGACAUGACUGGCCCUGGAAGCAGACUCUUGACCUCGACAAGCGGUAUCAUGACACCAACAUCUGGAGAAGCCGAGUCAAAAGAAGUGAUUGAGUCCAGGAAGUUGGUGAAACGAGCCCAAGCGGAUCUGAUGGCCUUUACCGAAGAAUGGAGAAGUCUCGAGGAACGCAAGAAGUGGAUUGAUCUUGAGCUUGCCGAGAAAGAAAAAGAAGUUGAUGAGGUCCGUGUUGAGUUUGCACGAUUGAAAGUGUUUUCCACGCUGGUGGUAGACCGAAUCACCACAGCUACAACUUUUGAAGAGGUCAUGGCAGCUCUGGGUGAGGUGGAAGAUCUAAGCUCUGCAGUGCCUGGAGUGGCAGAUAUCAUCGUUGCCGCCAUACACCCUUUCUUCAAGGACUGGGAUCCUUUGACGGAGCCCACCAAGUUUGCGACGGAACUUCGGGGACUAAUAGGCAUUCUCAUGAGCAACAAUGCGCAAAACAGCACACUCGACAGAAAUGACAAUCUAUUGCGCGACGAGGCAGGCGUUUAUCGGAGACACAAGAAAUCAACGACGGCUUACGAAACGCUCAUGUACAAGAGUUGGCUCCCACAAGUGCUUGCCGCCGUCCGCAGCUGGGACGCCUUUACGCCCGGGCCGCUCCUGGAAGUCAUGGAGAGCUGGGACGAGCUGCUUCCGCCUUUUGUCCGCGCCCAGGCCGUGGAAAACAUUGCGCGCAAGCUGGACGCGACACUCUCAGACUGGAACCCGCGGGUGAAGAAGCAGAGCCACCACCUGCCGCACAUGUGGCUGUUCCCCUGGCUGCCGCACCUGCCGGCGUAUCACCUGGACCCGCGCGGCACGGGGCUCGUUUCGGACGUGAAGCGCAAGUUUCGGCACCUCAUUGACGCGUGGGAUUAUGCGCGAGGGGUGGUGCCCGGGCUGACGCAAUGGGAGGCGGUACUCGGGACGCAGUGGCGGCCGCUCAUGGUCGCUCACGUGCUGCCCUCGAUGGGAAAACACCUCGGGCGGCACUUUCGCGUCGACCCGGCCGACCAGGCGCCGUACCUGCCGGCGCUAUCGGGCGUGCUCCGCUGGCGCGACGUGGUGGGCGACGCCGUCCUCGCCGAGGUGCUGGCGCAGCACGUCUUUCCCAUGUGGCACCGCAAGCUGGAGGAGUGGCUAGCGCUUGACGAGGUCAAUCUGGCCGAGGUUGCGGAUUGGUAUGCUUGGUGGCGCAACGUGGUGCUCAAGGACAUCGCGGGGGCCUCGAAGAGUGUGGGCACGGAGCUGGAUCGCGGCCUGCGCAUCAUGAAUAUGGUCUGCUGA
Molecule: messenger RNA, 2370 nt
Organism: Beauveria bassiana ARSEF 2860
Lineage: Eukaryota; Fungi; Ascomycota; Sordariomycetes; Hypocreales; Cordycipitaceae
Product: tuftelin interacting protein 11
Exons: 1
Coding region: 1-2370 (789 amino acids)
Biological process (GO): spliceosomal complex disassembly
Cellular component (GO): U2-type post-mRNA release spliceosomal complex
Molecular function (GO): nucleic acid binding
Source: RefSeq, a predicted model, not a curated record